GGUGCGGCUCCUCCAGGCUCUGCUCCUCCCCGCCGGCGCCGCACUUUCCCGCUCCCGCCGCCGCCGCUGCUGCUGCUGUGCCCGCCGUGCGCCCCGCAGCGUCCCAGUCCCGCGCCUCGCCUCGCCAUGCCCAACAUCGUGCUGUUCAGCGGCAGCUCGCACCAGGACCUGUCCCAGCGCGUAGCCGAUCGGCUGGGCCUGGAACUGGGCAAGGUGGUCACCAAGAAGUUCAGCAACCAGGAGACCAGCGUGGAGAUCGGGGAAAGCGUGAGAGGAGAGGAUGUGUACAUCAUCCAGAGCGGCUGUGGCGAGAUCAAUGACAACCUCAUGGAGCUGCUCAUCAUGAUCAAUGCCUGCAAGAUCGCCUCCUCUUCCAGGGUGACCGCCGUCAUCCCUUGCUUCCCGUAUGCCAGACAGGACAAAAAGGACAAGAGCCGAGCACCGAUUUCUGCCAAGCUUGUGGCCAACAUGCUGUCAGUGGCGGGCGCCGACCAUAUCAUCACCAUGGAUCUACAUGCCUCCCAGAUCCAGGGCUUCUUCGACAUCCCCGUGGACAAUCUGUACGCUGAACCGGCUGUGCUGCAGUGGAUCCGGGAGAACAUUUCUGAGUGGCGGAACUGCAUCAUUGUUUCCCCCGACGCGGGGGGAGCCAAAAGAGUAACAUCGAUUGCAGACCGGCUGAACGUGGAGUUUGCCUUGAUCCACAAGGAGCGGAAAAAGGCCAAUGAGGUGGACCGCAUGGUCCUGGUGGGCGAUGUCAAGGACCGCGUAGCCAUCCUGGUGGAUGACAUGGCCGAUACUUGUGGCACCAUCUGUCAUGCGGCUGACAAGCUGCUCUCAGCAGGGGCCACCAGAGUGUAUGCCAUCCUCACCCAUGGCAUCUUCUCGGGCCCAGCCAUUUCCCGGAUCAACAGUGCUGCCUUUGAGGCCGUGGUGGUGACAAACACAAUUCCACAAGAGGACAAGAUGAAGCACUGCGCCAAGAUUCAGGUCAUUGACAUCUCCAUGAUCUUGGCUGAAGCCAUCCGAAGAACCCACAAUGGGGAGUCAGUGUCUUACCUGUUUAGCCACGUCCCACUGUAGACCUGGCCUGAUUUCUGUGAGCUGCUCUGAUUCUGUAGCUUGGGGAUCCCGCAACUGUAGGCUAACUGCAAUCUUGUAGUGAUCCAUUGGUUCCCCUUUCUGAACCUCAACACCAUUGUUUCCCAGCUUAGGGGGGAGGGGGGUCAGUGGUUUGGUGGUUUGCUCUUUAAUGGAUGUCAUAAAGGAGAAAAGGUUUUGUUAUCUUGUUGCGUUGGGUGAACUUUUCCUGUGUUCUGUCAGUGCUUUGAGGCCAUAUCUUUAUAUGAUACAUAGAUUCUGUAGAACUUGGGGAUGCCAAAGGAGAUUUUCUAUGAGAGCUUUUUGUGUAAAUGGAGUGAUAAUGCCUAUGGACAUUUGGAUAAAAUCCUAUCAAGAGUCAGCCCUUCACUUUGAAAUGAAGGUUAGCAAAUAUAUCGUGUAAUGGAAGUAUUAUUUUAGGAACUGGUUUUCCAAUAAACCCUUUUGGUUCUUGUCCUUCACUUAGACCAAAUUUCAAAUUGCCUCAGAUGGCCAUGGACACAUUAAUGUUUUAGUAAACAAAAACAAUGCAGUUUAGUAUUUUUGAAUGACCACUUUGGGGAAAAAUACAUGUUUUGGCUAUUUUCUUGAGAUAUCAUGCGGAAAAGCUUCAAAAUUAUAUUCCGCAAAAGAUUUCCUUCUUGGAAGCAUUUUGUCAUAGUCUGUCUGUCAGUCAUGGUCUCUUCACUCAUCAAGGACCCAGCUUUUACUGGUCAUGCCCUCCAGUGACUUCAUAUUAUAUAGUUUUGCACCAAAAUAAA
Messenger RNA from Suncus etruscus (white-toothed pygmy shrew), 1862 nucleotides. RefSeq names its product phosphoribosyl pyrophosphate synthetase 2 (gene PRPS2). Lineage: Eukaryota; Metazoa; Chordata; Mammalia; Eulipotyphla; Soricidae. Gene Ontology annotation, biological process: 5-phosphoribose 1-diphosphate biosynthetic process; ribonucleoside monophosphate biosynthetic process; purine nucleotide biosynthetic process. The record is from RefSeq and is a predicted model, not a curated record. The coding region runs from base 127 to 1083 and encodes 318 amino acids. Gene Ontology annotation, molecular function: ribose phosphate diphosphokinase activity; magnesium ion binding. Gene Ontology annotation, cellular component: ribose phosphate diphosphokinase complex; cytoplasm. The transcript has 7 exons.